Molecule: messenger RNA, 378 nt
Organism: Podospora pseudocomata
Lineage: Eukaryota; Fungi; Ascomycota; Sordariomycetes; Sordariales; Podosporaceae
Exons: 1
Coding region: 1-378 (125 amino acids)
Source: RefSeq, a predicted model, not a curated record
AUGGUCUGUUUAAUCAGGCUUCAUCCUCAACAACCUCAAGAAGACCUUUCCUUUCCUCAUCGGACUACCAUCAUCCACACUCACACAUCACCAAAACAACACUCACCACCACCACCACCACCACCACCACCAUUCACCAAAAUGACUUCCACAACCCCCAACAACACCCGCGUGAUUCUCACCCUAUUCUCCCGGCUCGUGGCUCACACCCACGACCCCAAGGUCACCAUCAACCCCCCGAUCGUCAACUGCCACCUCUGCCUCGAAGACUCCGAGAUCCUCACCCCCCUCACCUCCGCUCACCCCCGAGCCACCACCCUCCCAGGCGUGGUUCUCCUUUGCGGCCACAUGGUCUGCAAGCCCUGCUUCAAGGGCUGA